GGAGAAGGAAACGAAAAGACUGCUGCUGAUCUCGGUUUCUCAAAUGACGAUAGAGACGAUGGCGAUCAGGAUGGUAUAUAUGAUAUUUGUCAUGUAAUUUUAGGUAUGACGCAAAGUCAGACGGUUUCGAUGACUCAGGGUGCUAAUGCUUACGAAAUUCCUACUCGCUUGCGUACUUUGCACAAUCUUGUGAUCCAGUAUGCCAGUGAGGGUAGAUAUGAGGUUGCUGUACCUCUUUGCAAGCAGGCUUUAGAAGAUCUGGAACACUCUAGUGGACGAGACCACCCAGAUGUUGCCACAAUGCUUAACAUCCUUGCUCUUGUCUACAGAGAUCAAGGUAAAUAUAGAGAGGCUGCUGGUCUGCUUACUGAUGCCCUUAGUAUACGUGAAAAAACGCUUGGUGCGGACCAUCCAGCCGUUGCCGCAACAUUGAACAAUCUUGCGGUUCUCUAUGGUAAACGGGGAAAGUAUAAAGAAGCAGAACCACUUUGCAAGCGGGCACUUCUCAUUAGAGAAACUGUCCUCGGGGGUGACCAUCCUGAUGUCGCCAAACAACUCAACAAUUUGGCGCUUCUUUGUCAGAAUCAAGGAAAGUAUGAGGAGGUCGAACUCUACUACCAACGUGCCCUAGAAAUUUACAUCGACAACCUCGGACCAGAUGAUCACAAUGUAGCUAAAACAAAAAACAAUUUGUUAAAUGCAUCAUACAUGUAG
Molecule: messenger RNA, 714 nt
Organism: Protopolystoma xenopodis
Lineage: Eukaryota; Metazoa; Platyhelminthes; Monogenea; Polystomatidea; Polystomatidae
Source: the annotation of a GenBank genome assembly